AUGCAAAGUUAUAAAUAUUUAAACAAGAAAGCAGUUUUACCACAAAAUAUUUUUUGUCAAUAUGUAUCAACUUUAAAUAAAAACAUAAGUUAUGAAGAUAGAAAAAGAAAUAGUAACCUAACUGACCAAAUAUAUUUUACAUUAGUUAAUCUCUUUAGUAAGAAAAAAAAAAGUGAAUAUAUUUCUAUAUUUUUAAAAAAUAUAUUUUUUUCUUAUAUAUAUAACAAAUUAAAAAAAAAAAAUUUGUUCAAUACCACAAGGAGUAAAAACCAUAAAUAUUUAAAUUUUGUUGAUGAAAAUAAUAAACUAUUUGAAUUAUUACAAAACAUUUCAAAUAAAACCUGUACCUACAAUAUUUCCUUAAGUUUUAUUUAUAUAAAUAAUGUUAAAAAUAUAACGUCAUUCAAUAGUUAUUUCUUUUUAGUUAAUAACAUAACUAAGAAAACAAGAAAAUAUAGUACUUUAAAUUAUUCUUUAAAUUUCUUUAAAGAAAAUGUAAUAAAUCUAAAUCAUUCUUUUCAUAAAAGGAUAAUUGAAAAAUGCAAACAUUUAUAUCUCAUUCGAAAAGAAUUCCUAUCUUAUAAUGAAAAAGAAAAUCUAUUAAAGAAAAAUGAAAAAAAUAAGAACAAUCAAGAUAAAAAAGAUGAUAACAAGGACAAUAAAAAAAAAAAAGAUAGAGAUGAAGAAAAAAAUAACAAUGAAGAUGAAAAAAAUAAAAAUGAUAAAAUUGAUAAAAAAGUAAAAAAUGAUGAAAUUGAGGAAGAAAUUAAAAAUGAUAAAUAUAAAGAAAACAUUUAUUAUAAUGAAAAAGAAACAUCUAAAUUAAUUGCAAAUAGUAACUUUAAGAAUAAUUUUAAUGAUGAAUAUGAAAAAAUAAAAGUUAAAGAAUUAGAUAAAAUUCUUUUUAAUCUAGAAAAAUUAUAUAAGAAUAAAAAUAGCAAAAUAAAUAUAAAUAUUAAAAUAUUAGUAUAUAUAUUUAAAAAUUUUAUACAUAAAAAUAAGGAAUUAAAAAUAAAAAUAUUUUUUUCGUUUAUUUUCUUAAUAUGUUCGAAAAUAUCAAUAAUAUACACACCAAUUUUUUUAUCAUCAUUUAUUGAAAAUGUAAAUUUACAAAGAAACUUGGGUGAUUCAUUAAAUUUAUCUAAUAUAAGUGCAAACAACUCAAGUUUUAUUCUAUUAUCAGCUUAUGUACUUUCACGUGUUAUAUCAUCCAGUUUAAAUGAAUUAAGAAAUAGUGUUUUUAAUAAUAUAAGUCAAAGAAUUUCAACAUAUGUAAGUAAACUUUUUUUUUAUAAAAUUCAUAGCUUGGAUUUAAGUUAUAUUUUAUCAAAAAAAAAUGGGGAACUAUCAUUUAUAUUUAACAGAGGAUGCAAGAGUAUUACAAAUCUAUUAAAUGUUAUAGUUUUUCAAAUAAUUCCAAUAAUUAUAGAAUUUGUUUUGUAUUUAUAUAUAUUGACUUAUAAAAUACAUUAUAGUGUUUCCAUUGUUACAUGCUUGAAUAUGUUGCUAUAUAUUAUUUUUACAACUUUAGUAACUAAAAGGAGAACUAUUAUUAGAAAAAAUAUGAAUAAAGCCGAACAAAAUACGUUCAAUAUAUUUUUGGACUCUAUACAAAAUAUUGAACAAGUUAAAUAUUAUACAAAUGAAAUACAUGAACUAAAAAAAUUUUUGAAAGAGCAGAAAAAAUAUGAAAAAGAAGCUGUAAAUGUUCAAAAAUCUUUGUCUUUUUUAAAUUUUGGUCAACAAAUUAUAUUAAAUUUCAAUUUAUUUCUUUGCUUAUAUUUAACAUAUUUGAAUAUUUCAAAUGACGUUUUUCCUUUUAGUUACUUGGUGUUAGUCAACACACUGUUAUUUCAAUUAGCUAUACCACUAAACAUGUUUGGUACGAUAUACAGAGAAACAAAAUUGAGUUUGGUUGACAUAGAAUGUAUGAUUAAAAUUUUAGCAAAGAAAAUUAAAUCAGUAGACUAUGGUAGUAAAAUGGAUAUCCAAAAUGGUCUUAUCAAAUUUGAAAAUGUUUACUUUAGAUACCCGUUAUUAGAGAAUACCAAAGAAUCAGAAGAAAAAAAUGGUAAGACAAAAAAUAACAUAAUUAAAACAUUGUUUAAUAACACGAAAAUUUUUUUAAAAAAAUUUAAAGAAAAAUGCAUGCUAAAAAAUAAGAGCGAGAAUAAUAUAUAUAGUGAUGAUAUAAAAAAUAUGAGUAAUGAAAUAAAAAAUAAUUUGAACCAUGAAAUAAAAAAAAAUAUUGGAAUUAAUUUAAAAGAAAAUAAUUAUUUGUUUGAAAAUUUUACAUGUCGUAUUGAAGAUGGAGAAAAAGUAGCUGUAAUAGGAAAAAGCGGUUCAGGUAAAAGUAGCUUGAUUAAAUUAUUAUUAAAAUUUUAUGAAUUAAAUGGUGGAAAUAUAUACAUUGAUAAUAAAAACAUAGAUAAUAUAAAUUUAUACACACUAAGAAAAAGCAUAUGCGUUGUUCCACAAGAUACUAUUUUAUUUAAUAACACUAUUUCUUAUAAUAUUAAAUAUGGUAAUUUUCAUUGUUCCAACGAAGAAAUGAUUGAAGCAUCUAUUAAAUCAGAAUUGCAUGAUAAAAUUUUAAAAAUGGAAAAUAAAUAUGAUACAAUUGUUGGUGAAAGAGGUACCAAAUUAUCAAUUGGAGAAAAACAAAGAAUAUGUAUAGCCAGAUGUUUUUUAAAAAAUUCAAAAAUAAUUGUUUUAGAUGAACAUGCAAGCAAUUUAGAUAACGAAAAUAAAAAAUCUAUAGAAAAAGCCUUAAAUAAAUUAUGUAUGGGUAAAACAACUAUUAUUAUUACCCAUACAAUGGAAAAUCUUAAAAAUAUGAACAAAAUCAUAUUUUUUUGUGGAAAAAAUAUAUAUGUAGGUAGUCAUCAAGAACUAAUUGAUAACAAUUCAUUAUAUAAAGAGUAUUACAAUUCAAAAAACAAUAGAAUUUUAUGA
Molecule: messenger RNA, 2955 nt
Organism: Plasmodium gallinaceum
Lineage: Eukaryota; Apicomplexa; Aconoidasida; Haemosporida; Plasmodiidae
Gene: ABCB6
Product: ABC transporter B family member 6, putative
Exons: 1
Coding region: 1-2955 (984 amino acids)
Biological process (GO): transmembrane transport
Cellular component (GO): membrane
Molecular function (GO): ATP hydrolysis activity; ATP binding; ABC-type transporter activity
Source: RefSeq, a predicted model, not a curated record